Parasteatoda tepidariorum (common house spider) is the source of this 7369-nucleotide messenger RNA. RefSeq lists its product as uncharacterized. Gene Ontology annotation, biological process: presynaptic active zone assembly; protein localization to synapse. NCBI's taxonomy places the organism in Eukaryota, Metazoa, Arthropoda, Arachnida, Araneae, Theridiidae. The record is from RefSeq and is a predicted model, not a curated record. Gene Ontology annotation, molecular function: protein binding; structural constituent of presynaptic active zone. Gene Ontology annotation, cellular component: glutamatergic synapse; cytoskeleton of presynaptic active zone; axon.
AUGCCGCGCCGACGCAGGGGCGUCGUCUUUCAACCCUAGGAACUGAGCGAGUAGUGACAGCCCCACCCGAGGGCGAGUGUUGUGAGUGACUGAAUAACCGCGGAAUUUCACCGAAGAGUGUCACAGCGAAACAACAGUAGGUCGCCCUUCAGGGCGUUCAUCGCCAUCGCCAUGUGGCCCCCUUGCCGGUGGCGACCGGGCGCCGUAAAACCAGGGCGCGUACGGACCCUCUUCUGACAUGGGGAAUGAAGAGAGCCAACAAGGGGGAGCCGCCGCCCCCGGACAACCGCAACAGGGUACCCCUUUUGGAAUGGGCGGCGGACCUCCUCAGCCCCGGUUCGGGGGCCCUACUCAACAGGCACCGGGCAUGCGGCAAGUGGCCCCAACAGGCCGACCGAUACUCCGGCCCGGUGGCCCGGGCCCACCCCAGCCGGUGAUGGGGGGUGCAUUUCCUGGCGGUGGCCCUAGGCAGCAGAGUCAACCAGUUCGCCCUGUUCAAGUGGGCGUUCAACCAUGGGCUGAACCUCCAGUACAACAACCAGCGAGGUUUCGCGGGUCUGUGCCGCAAACACCAGUUCCGCAAGCAAGGGCGCCCCAGCAAGUUACGCCCCUGCGACCCCUGACACAAGUACAACAACAACAGCAACAAUUACAACAGCAGCAGCAGGCCAAACAGCAACAACAACAACUGAUGAUGGACGAGAAUUUGGGUUUAGAUUUAAGCGAUUUGUCUGAAGCAGAAAAGGAAAAAAUCUUAUCUGUUAUGGCACGAGCUCAGGAUUUGGAUGAAGACUACGAGAGGCACAAACGAGCGAAAGACGAGACCGACAUUUGCCCGCAGUUGCUGUGUCCACUGUGUCAGUUGGUUGAUUUAGCCACCGAAACGAACAAAAUGUGCGGAGACUGCGGCAAGAACUUCUGCCAGAAGUGUGGAACCUUCGUCCCUGGGGAAGGAAGGAGGUCGGUGUGGGUGUGUAACACCUGCUCCAACCGGAGAAAACAGCAGAGUGCGGCCAUGGCAGCUGGGCACCAAGACACAACCACUUACACAAUGGCAGGUCAAAAGGUUGCUGGAGACCCGAACCGGAAGGACGAGACCAUGUCACGUGAGUACCUACAUCCAGGUUCAGUAGAUGAUGUAGUUUCCCUCCCUACAGAGACAGGUCCAAACGAGUACUAUCUCCUGAUGGAAGAUGACGACGAUGACUGGGGAAGGUCAGUCCUCUCGGGAGAGGACAGUUCUCCGGGAAUCGCGAAUGCAAACGACGACGGCUUCAGCGACCGGACAUCCAGCAUACGACUGAUGCUCGAAGAAGAGGAUGACGACGAGGAAGAUGCUUACGACAGCGACGAGGACAACAGGGGGGGAGGAGGUAGCUCCACCCUCCCCUAUUACGACCGCAGCCCGGGGGAGGUGUACACCAUCCCUGAGGAAGAGGAAGACUUGACCUCACCGAUGUCCCAUGGAACAUGGGACGGAGACCUCAACCCGGACACAGCUUCAUCUUUACUCCGUUGGAGAGGUAUGGGCCAGCCAUUCCAGCCUCAGCAGCAACAACAACCCAUGACAACAUUGACCACUGGUCAGCAAUCUGUAUCUCUUUUGGGCACAUCGUCAAGUGGUGGAGGAUUUGUGUCUGGUUCCUUAAUACCGAGCAGUGCAGUGAGUGGAGGCAUGGGGAGGGGUAGUGGGACCAUCCCUAGGACCGUGCCUCUUACGGCGCUGUCCCAGACGCUGCAGCAGCAACAGCAGCCUAUGUGGCCCAAUUCUCAGCCCCAGCAACAAGGACAGCCAUUGCAAUCGCAACCACAAAAUCAAUGGAAUUUACAACAAGCACAGGUACAACAGCAAGUGAAUCAAGUAGGACCACAACAACUGUCAAUGCAAAUGAAUUCUCAGAAAUCGAAGCCCAUGGAUUUGGUUCCAGGAAUGAUGAUGACAACCCAACAACAACAACAAAUGCAAAUACAACAGCAACAGCAACAACAGCAGCAGAAGCAACAACAGCAGCAGCAACAACUGAAGGGACAGAAGGGUCAAAAGGUGGGUGAGCAGCAGGACUGGUCCCCAGGGACUGAUCUGUCCCCCAUCAUGGAUGUCUCACCUUCACUUGAAGCUGCGGAGCAAGAACUAAUGGAGAAGUGCCAGGAGGCUGACCAGCUGAGGCCGAUACCACGAGCCACCUCCGGGACGAUAUCGGGCAUGUUGGCCGACUUCAACAAGGCGCUCGGUCUGGCUACCACGCCCACGCUAGACGACGGUCAGCAACGGAGUCUAGUGGCUACAACUACGACAACGGCUCCUCAACAGCAAAUGAGCGGCAUAGUUGGUAGUGGCGGAAUGGCCCCAACGUCAAUUAUACCAAAUGGCACGGAGAUGGACCAGAACCAGAAUCUCGUGCAACAGCAGUUCCAGCUUCAGCAGCAACAGCUCAUGAUACAACAACAACAGCAGGUGAUAGCACAGCAACAGCAACAACUACAACAGCAAGCGCAUCUUCAACAGCAGAUGCAACAACAACAACAGCAGCAACUACAAAGCCAUCAGCAGCUCCAAAGUCAGCAGCAACAGCAGCAGGUUUUGUUGCACGAUAUGCAACAGCAACAACAACAGCAACACGUUAUGCAACAGACAUCUCUCGUGCAGCACCAACCGGGAGUCGUCAUUGGUGGAGCUCCGAUGCAGCAGCAGCAGCAGUCCCAAUCCCAGCGGAAGGUUCACAGGCGUCUGCCUCAGCCUACUAUGGAACAGAUGCAUGCAGCGGUCGCCAUAGCAGCACAGACGCCCAAGAGCAAGUCCCAGGCCCCCCGUACCACCCCUAGCAUCGGAACUGCAACCCCUUCCUUCCAGAGACCCAUCUCACCCAUGAUGGCACCGGGAAGUGCGCGCAUCUCCUCCUCCCAAGCAUCCUCCAUCUACGAUACUUCAUCUUCUGGUGGUCUCCUAAGUGUCCAGCAACCAGGGAUGGUGGGCGGAAUCUCCCCCUCGGCACUCAACACCUCCAUCAGCCCCACACCACGAAAGGAUCAAGAGAGUAUGGAUAUGGAGGCCGGGAAGAAGAUACGACGUCGUCUGCCGCCCGUGCCUUUGGACCAAGAGCCUACCUCCGUCCCCCUACGUCGAACCAAGGAUCGAACUCGCACACUCUCGAUGGGUGCAAUGCCUCUUUCCACAUCCUCAGAGAGAUCAUGGGACAGGAGGAUACCGCAGAGGACAACAUCACUGGACGACGGAAUGUCCUUGACGAAAGCAUUAAACACGACAACGAGUUCGGACCUGGAUUUCUUAGGUUUAUCCUCUUCGACGGACACUUACCUUAAAUUUCUUACGUCUACAGAUUACGGUGGACUGCUUGGAUCUUCGCUUACUACUACAACCUCCUCUGUCUUAGCAUCAAUACCAUCCUCCAUUGGUCUAUCAACGACAACCAUGCUGGGUCGUCGGGACCUAAGCGCACCCCACAGCUUAUCUUCCUACUUGCGCAGCAGCGGAGUGGGAGUUGUGCCAUCUACCUCCGCCUCCUACCUUCUGGAUCACGCCACCACAGACACGGGCCCCAAGCUGCCCUCUUACCUGAUGUCAUUGAAGCAGCAACUGCGGGAGGAACUUAGAUCGGUCACUGACCAACGACGCCGUAUCACUGACCCUGACCUAUCUGGGCUACUCUCGCAAUCCUCAUGGCCAGAGACGUCUACAUACGACCCUAUUCGGAAGCUUGGCUCCACGACGUUGCCUUUGACGUCCGGCGGAGGUCGGUUAGGCGGCCCACAAGCCAGGCGCAACAGACACAGGAGACACGCCUCCGACACAAAACUAUCCAUGUUUUCCUCACUCGGCAGGGAUGACUUCAUGGAUGACCCCCUCUCCAGGUACAAAUUUUAUCAGCCCAGCAGUAGUAUGCCAUUCAAAUCGUUUGAGUUCGAAUCCAUCGACGACCACUUGAGGACGGACGGUCUCUAUAGUUCCUCUCCUUACACCAGAAGCUCAGCGCUCUUCCGGGGUUCUUCAACCUAUCCCAGGAGAUCCUCCCUCACGGACAUGACAGCAGACAGGAUACACCUCAGAGACACUUCCGUCAAUAGUUUAGGACUCUCGAAGACACGUGACUCGCCGGCCAUGAGAAAAUAUUCCAGAGACUUGGCCAGGCUACGUCGACACACCGACACGGGUUUAAUGUCUUUCGGCAUGGGUUUAGACCCCUAUGGCCGGACAACGGGUGGGUACAGCAUGGCGCAGCGCCACCACCACCUGAGGAAACCACGGUCAUGGCACCCGUCACCUUAUGUCUCAGAAGACGAAGACGAGAGGGAAGAGAAGAAAGCGAAGAUUAAAGCAGAAAUAGCGAGACGAAGGCAGCAUAUAGAAGAGAACGCCAGGUUACACGACGAGCUAUACAAAAUCGCCAGAGUUAGAGAUGCCACAGGCUAUGUGAGCCCAGCGUAUGGCGACCGCCUUUACACCAGCCCCAUUUCUUUGGAGAGUGGAGGGUCGUCGCAGGAGUCGACCCGGGACCAGGACGCUUUGCAGGCCAUGGACGUCUACCGCAGCCACCCUUACUCCUCCUCCUCCGCCUACGUAUCGCCACAUCAUUCGAGGUCACUUUCCUCAAGAUAUGAUGGGGUUAGUCGUUCUCAUAGCCAGCCCUGGCAGUACGAAUACGGAUAUUUGGAGGAUGACCCCUUAGAUCCCCUUAAUGACCCAUUCUACGAUUACUCACCCCCGGUGACAGACUCCGAGGCGGAUCUAGCGCCCAUGCCUCUGCUACCAGAUAUGCCUACCCGGUCUCGGAAACUUCUGCAAGACCUAGGCAGCACACCACUGCACCAUCAGCCUUACAGUGAUCCACCCUCCAAACAGCACUACUCCAGAUCAGGUGGAGUUCCUUACGACGACGACUACGUUGACAGUCGAGAGCCUUUGGAUGACGUGCGACGUCAUGCACCACAUUCACAGUCAUCAGGAGAUCGUCACCAGUCCACCUACCUGCGGAAAGCUCAAAACUCGAAAACCAGUCAAAAGUACGACUUUCCUGUAAAAAGAAUUUUGCUCACUCGAGAUCCUAAAGACCGUUCCGUAAGUGGUAAUGGCUUGGGAAUGAAAGUGGUUGGUGGGAAGGAGAUCCCAGGGAGCAAUGGAAUGAUUGGAGCAUACGUCGCCCGGAUAUAUCCGGGAGGUGUCGUCGAAACGCUGGGAGAAGUCAGGGAAGGAGAUCAAGUGUUGGAGUGGAAUUGUGUUCCUUUGACGGGGAAGACCUACGAAGAAGUUCAGAGAAUAAUCGCCUCCUCAGGAGACGAAGUGGAAAUUGUCAUUCGCAGCGACUUCAACAUGUUGAGUUCUCGAUCAUCCUCUCAUCAUCAUCAUCACCAUCAUCAGCAACCGCAGAAUCAAUCUCGGUUGUCUCGGAGUAGCGGUCACUCCGAUCAGCAGAGCGGUCACUCACGGUCCAACAACCAGUCCUAUCACCAGUCAGGCAGCUACAGGACGUCAAGGGGCGACACGGACGGCUACAACAGAAACUACGACAGCGCUGACUACCACCUCCAUUCCAUGGCGGAUGAAGGAGUUCAUAACUCAAACUACCUGGAGUCUGAAAGGAGUGGCUCGGCGUCCCCUUCUAGAGGUUACCGACAGUCUUCAAAUCGACAACAAAGGAUUGGCUCACCCACGGGAAAAGGAGAUACCACAGAGAACAAGGAGAAAUACCGAGCAGAAAACAUUUCUGGCGAAAUACAGCUCCAAGUGUGUCAUGAUUCUAAGGCGAAGAUCCUGUAUGUUACGAUCGUUCGAGCGAGGAAUUUAGUGACUUCCAGAGAUAACAGCGGGCUUCCAGAUCCUUACGUUAAGUGUUAUCUUUUACCUGAAAGAUGCUUCGAGAAUCAACGGCGCACUCGUUACUUUUCACGAUGCAGCAAUCCGGAAUGGAAGCAGACAAUGGUCUAUCCGGAGGUUUCUCUGGAACAACUGAAGAAGAAACAUCUAGAGAUAUCAGUCUGGAACUACGACAUCAACAGACCUCCAGAAUUUCUCGGAGAGGUCAUCAUCGAUCUCAAAGAUUCUUCUGUGAUCGAUGAGCAGUCCAGGUGGUAUAAACUUCACCCUCAUGAUCCGAAAAAGUAUCCGUGUCUUUCGUCCUCCCUCAACAACGAAGGAUCCAUGAAAAUGGCCAGACUCAAUAAUCCCGCUCAAAAGACCCUCUACUUCGAGAAUGGAGGAGAUGACAUCAGAAAGAGCAACAACUUGGAGAAGAGAUUUUUCAAACAGUUGACGAAGAAGUCCAAUAUCAACGAGAACUACGCUAGGGCCAGUGAGCAGUCAAAGUUGGCGACUUCCAGCACUUCACACGGGCAACAUUACCGCUCAUCCUCUACUUCCACAGGGCUGUCAUGGCGCUGUUUGUUCCAUCCUAUGACUGCCAAGCAAAGCGUUGCAUCGCCAGUUAUCCAAGUCGAAUUCCUACGCAGCGCUCGCAGGUUCUAUCACCCCAUUCUGCCUUAUUUCACAAAUAAGACCUUCAAUCGUAAAUAUAAAUUUGAGUCGUAAACAACCCUGUGUUAGCCAUAAGUGCUUAAUUGAAGACUGCACUCACCUAGAGGAGAAUUAAGAACUUAUUUUCCAAUACAAACUGUUGGACUUUUCUUCUGAAAAAAAAAAGAAGUUGUUGCUGCUUCCAAACUAAACAAAACGAGGAUGUUUGCUCCUUCAUUAAUCUUCAACGUUUUAUAACAUUUUUUCGAAUAAAUUAGUGGUCGAUUCCGGUGGUCUCAUGGACAUCGAAAAACAAGAAAAAACUAUCAGUCUCAAAAUACCUGAUCAGAACAGUUCUUUUUUGGCUGCUUAAUUAUUGAUUUUGAACAUUUUUUACACGCGCUGCGAUAUUAAAUAUUUUUUCACCUAUUUAUGAAAUAAAUUAUUUUUACAUCAAUUUAUGAAAUCGAUUAUUUUUACAUACACUUAUGAAUUGGAACAUUUUGACGUCCUUAAAAUAGUUUUUGCAUACCCUUAUAGAACAUUUUUGCUUGCAUUUAUGCUUCAGAAAAUAAAACUUUAUUCUUUAAGUACUCGUAAGCAUUAUUACUAUAUAGUAUCAAAUUAAAUAUAGUAUUCUCUAUUACUCUCUUAUUGAUUCAUAUCUCUGUUGAUCUUAAUUUAUGCCUAUAGUGUAUUCGCAAAGCGAACACAUCCAAUUAUUGAAGUAUUAUUCGAGAAUGCUUUUAGAGAAUUAUAAGAUUUAUUGGAAUUAUAAAAAUUCAAUGAAUUAUCAACCCAAUCUAAAAACCUUUAACUGAAUUAUCAAUAUAUACUAUUUUUUAACAUUUUAAUUUCUCUUAUAAAUUUUUUAAAAAAAUCUACUUUUUUAAAAGCAAUGAC